Messenger RNA from Tarenaya hassleriana, 1855 nucleotides. Its product is annotated as histone deacetylase 19. The coding region runs from base 149 to 1657 and encodes 502 amino acids. The transcript has 8 exons. The record is from RefSeq and is a predicted model, not a curated record. Lineage: Eukaryota; Viridiplantae; Streptophyta; Magnoliopsida; Brassicales; Cleomaceae. Gene Ontology annotation, molecular function: histone deacetylase activity.
GUCUCCGCUUGAAAAUUAAAAAACCAGGGGGCGAAGCCCUGUGGGAGAAACAAGAUUCCGACAUCGCCAAACUUCUCUAGAGAGACACACACACAACACAAGUUAACCCUACCUUAGAGUUCUGCACUGAAGGCCAUCAAGCGGAAGAAUGGAGACUGGUGGCAAUUCGCUGCCGUCAGGCCCUGAUGGUGUAAAGAGGAAAGUCUGUUACUUUUACGACCCCGAGGUCGGCAAUUACUACUAUGGCCAGGGUCACCCCAUGAAGCCCCACCGCAUCCGCAUGACCCACGCCCUUCUCGCCCAUUACGGCCUCCUUCAGCAUAUGCAGGUUCUCAAGCCCUUUCCUGCCCGUGAUCGUGACCUCUGCCGCUUCCACGCCGACGAUUAUGUCUCCUUUCUUCGUAGUAUCACCCCCGAAACUCAGCAAGAUCAGAUCCGCCAACUCAAACGCUUCAACGUCGGUGAGGAUUGUCCUGUCUUUGAUGGUCUUUACUCUUUUUGCCAGACCUAUGCUGGUGGCUCUGUCGGUGGAGCUGUCAAGCUUAACCACGGCCUCUGCGAUAUUGCCAUUAAUUGGGCGGGUGGUCUUCAUCAUGCUAAAAAGUGUGAGGCCUCCGGCUUCUGCUAUGUCAAUGAUAUCGUCCUUGCUAUCCUGGAGCUCCUUAAGCAGCAUGAGCGUGUUCUAUAUGUUGACAUUGAUAUUCAUCACGGAGAUGGAGUUGAGGAAGCAUUUUAUACUACUGACAGGGUCAUGACGGUCUCGUUUCAUAAAUUUGGGGAUUACUUUCCUGGUACAGGUCAUAUAAAGGAUAUAGGUUAUGGGAAAGGAAAGUUCUACUCGCUCAAUGUCCCACUGGAUGAUGGUAUUGAUGACGAGAGCUACCAUCAUUUGUUCAAACCAAUCAUGGGAAAGGUGAUGGAAGUUUUCCGACCAGGCGCUGUGGUUCUGCAAUGCGGCGCUGAUUCAUUAUCUGGUGAUAGGUUGGGAUGCUUUAAUCUUUCAAUCAAAGGUCACGCAGAAUGCGUCAAAUUUAUGAGAUCUUUCAACGUUCCCCUGCUGCUCUUGGGUGGUGGUGGUUAUACCAUCCGAAAUGUGGCCCGCUGCUGGUGUUAUGAGACAGGGGUUGCACUUGGAGUUGAAGUUGAUGACAAGAUGCCAGAGCAUGAAUAUUAUGAAUAUUUUGGUCCGGACUACACUCUUCAUGUUGCCCCAAGUAACAUGGAAAAUAAGAAUUCCCGCCAGAUGCUUGAAGAGAUCCGUAAUGACCUUUUAGAAAAUCUCUCUACGCUUCAGCAUGCACCGAGUGUACAAUUUCAGGAAAGGCCACCAGAAACAGAGGUUCCAGAGGGAGACGAAGAUCAAGAAGAUGGAGAUGAGAGAUGGGAUCCAGAUUCAGAUAUGGAUGUUGAUGAUGACCGCAAACCUAUACCGAGCAGAGUAAAACGAGAAGUGGUUGAACCGGACAGAAAGGACCAGGAUGGACAGAGAGGAGUGAAUGAGCGUGGCAAAGGUUUAGAGACAACCAUGGAUGAGAGUGGAAGCACCAAUGUGGUGACGGAAGUGAGCCCCCCGGCAGGAAUGGAGGAAGCAAGUGUGAAAACGGAACAAGGAGCAAACAAGGUGGCGGCGGCUGAUCCGAUGUUUCCAAAAGCAUAGCAUCUGCUGUCGGAAAAAUGUGAAAAGCUGAAACGUAUGUUUUGAUGUUCCAUUCAAAGAUCUUUGUCGAGGUCAGUUCGUCUGUCUUGGGAUUAUAUUACGUAGGGUACCCUGGAACGUAUUGCACACGAGGCAAGCCGAACAUUUAAUUUGUCUAAUGAUGGGCCAAAACCUUUGCCCUAAUCCUUUUGAGUCUAA